AUGGGUAUCUCUCGUGACUCCCGCCACAAGCGCUCCGCCUCCGGUGCCAAGCGUGCCUUCUACCGGAAGAAGCGCGCUUUCGAAGCUGGCCGCCAGGGUGCCAACACCCGUAUCGGAGCCAAGCGCAUCCACACCGUCCGCACCCGCGGCGGCAACCACAAGUACCGUGCUCUGCGUCUCGACUCGGGCAACUUCGCCUGGGCGUCCGAGGGCUGCACCCGCAAGACGCGUGUCAUCGCCGUCGCCUACCACCCUUCCAACAACGAGCUCGUCCGCACCAACACCCUGACCCGCAGCGCCGUCGUCCAGGUCGACGCCGCCCCCUUCCGACAAUGGUACGAGGCCCACUACGGCCAGCCCAUCGGCCGUAGACGCCAGAAGGCCCAGGCCGCCAAGGAGGGCAAGGUCGAGGAGGAGGCCAAGAAGAGCAAGGCCGUCGAGAAGAAGCAGGCCGAGCGCUAUGCUGCCCACGGCAAGGUCGACGCCGCUGUUGAGAAGCAGUUCGAGGCUGGUCGCUUGUAUGCCAUUAUUUCCAGCCGUCCCGGUCAGUCUGGCCGCUGUGAUGGUUACAUCUUGGAGGGUGAGGAGCUUGCCUUCUACCAGCGUAAGCUGCACAAGUAA
Messenger RNA from Pochonia chlamydosporia 170, 621 nucleotides. RefSeq names its product 40S ribosomal protein S8. NCBI's taxonomy places the organism in Eukaryota, Fungi, Ascomycota, Sordariomycetes, Hypocreales, Clavicipitaceae. The transcript is spliced from 2 exons. The record is from RefSeq and is a predicted model, not a curated record. Gene Ontology annotation, biological process: maturation of SSU-rRNA from tricistronic rRNA transcript (SSU-rRNA, 5.8S rRNA, LSU-rRNA); translation. Gene Ontology annotation, cellular component: ribosome; cytosolic small ribosomal subunit. Gene Ontology annotation, molecular function: structural constituent of ribosome. Bases 1 to 621 code for a protein of 206 amino acids.